Messenger RNA from Toxoplasma gondii ME49, 1171 nucleotides. Its product is annotated as n-acetyltransferase family protein. Gene Ontology annotation, biological process: N-terminal peptidyl-methionine acetylation. The coding region runs from base 447 to 947 and encodes 166 amino acids. Gene Ontology annotation, molecular function: protein-N-terminal amino-acid acetyltransferase activity. The record is from RefSeq and is a predicted model, not a curated record. NCBI's taxonomy places the organism in Eukaryota, Apicomplexa, Conoidasida, Eucoccidiorida, Sarcocystidae. Gene Ontology annotation, cellular component: NatB complex. The transcript is spliced from 2 exons.
AGAAAUCCAGGUAUCGAUACUUUAUCACUGUGUGUUUCAGAUGUCAGCCUGUCUGCGGCAAGAUCUUUUUUGUGCCAUGCUUAGGAAGAGAGAACGACAACAGGUGAGAAGCAGCACCUCUAAAACCAGGGUGUUUGUAUGAGUCACGUCCGAACGUUGUUUUUUCUCGGCGAUGCCGUUGGUAUGUCCGGAGUGCAAUGAGAUAUUGUGGUUCUGUGUUUCGUGGGCAAGAUUCCUUUUCUUGCAGCGUGACCCUCGUGCUUGUUCGUAUCCGUCGGAUUUAACGGCGGCAGCGGCACUUAACUGGAUACGCUAGCCCCGCACAGCAGUCUGUUGACUCAAGUCUCCCUUGGGUAGAGACGCAGCUGCCUGAAACCCACGCUUUUUUGGAUUUACAAAGCCAGAACCGCCGACUCCACGGCUCGCACUGCAACUGGGCCAAAAAAAUGAGUUGCUUCCGACCUAUGACUGCAGGAGAUCUUUUCAGAUUCAACGCCGUCAAUCUGGAUGGGUUCACUGAGACGUUUCUCCAAAGCUUUUAUCUCCGCUACCUCUCCAACUGGCCCGAGCUGUGCAUUGUCGCUGACGCACCAGAUGGAACUGUGGCCGGGUACAUUAUAGGCAAGGUCGAGGGAAAAGGUAUGGACUGGCACGGCCAUGUAACUGCCCUUUCAGUGGCGCCCGAGUUCCGCAAGUGCGGUCUUGCGCGCAAGUUGAUGUCUUUUUUGGAAGACAUUUCGGAGAAAAAGUUCAAGUGUUAUUAUGUUGAUCUCUAUGUCCGCGUGUCGAACAGAGUGGCCGUGAACUUCUACAGGGAUCUCGGCUACCGUGUGUGGAAAACAGAGAAAGGCUACUACUCUGGACAAGAAGAUGCGCUGGAUAUGCGCAAACCUCUCUCCCACGACACGGAUGUGCUGUGUCUUAAAGGUGCCGAAGAGCCGCUCUGAUGUCUUGCGCUUCAUCCUUGUGGGUCUUUUCCAGACUUUUUCAGUAAUAUCUCAAGCUGGAUGAUGCGGAGUGUACACGCUACUGACUCAGUGUGACGCUGUAUGUGUUGCGCAAAGGGAAGAAAUGCCUCGCCACUGGUGGUCCAUUCGCGUCAGGCAAAAAACAGCCAAAUAUCCGAAUACUUGAACGCACAGCCAGUCGAAUUAUCUUCAGUGUGUCAGGC